UUUGAGUGUCCUCUGGGAGAGCUUAAGUGUGAGACGGUCAAUCAGUGUUACGAUGCCAGCUGGAAGUGUGACGGAGACAAAGACUGCGAGGAUGGCAGUGACGAAGCAGGCUGUAAGGUCAAGUGUGAAGAUGGAAUGGUUCAGUGUGACGAUGGUGAGUGCAUUCGGGCCUCGUGGCGAUGUGACGGCCAGAGGGACUGUUCCGAUGGUAGUGACGAGGAGGCUUGUGAGGUCACAUGCACGGACGAACAAUUUCGGUGUUUUACUAAUAUCACUUGCAUCUGGCGGUCCUGGGUUUGCGACGGCGAUACGGACUGCACAGACGGCAGUGAUGAACAGGGCUGUGACGAAGGAAAGCCUGGAUGUGGCACGGGACAGUUAACAUGCAGGAAUGGCCGCUGCGUCAAUUCCAAUUUGGUGUGUGACGGGAACGACGAUUGCGGUGACGGUAGUGACGAGGAGAAAUGCCCGGAGCCUGGAUGCGCAGAGGGCGAAUUCACGUGUUCGAACGGCAAGUGUAUCAAAGCUACAGCCAAAUGCAACGGUGCGGACGAGUGCGGAGACAGGAGCGACGAGGAAGAUUGUCUGACGGAAAGUGGCUGCUCUAAAAACCAGUUCCGUUGCGUGUCCGAUGGAACCUGCAUCCCUGCAACUUGGCGCUGUGAUGACGAAGAUGAUUGCACAGACAGUAGCGACGAGUUCGGAUGUGGAAAGGUCAGCUGCCUCCGGAACUACUUCAGUUGUUCUUCGGGAACUGAGUGCGUGCCUGACUUCUUCCGCUGUGACAAGGAGAAUGACUGUGAUGACGGCAGUGAUGAGUUGGGUUGUGAUGAGAAAGUGUCGUGUUCCGGAACCGAGUUUUCCUGUCGCUCCACCGACAACUGCGUCCCCGAGACUUUCGUUUGUGACGGUGACAACGACUGCUCCGACGGAAGUGAUGAAGAAAACUGCCCGGAAAAAGGAAAAUGUAGAGGAGGCGAGUUCACAUGUGACGACAAAACGUGCAUAUCCUCGACCUGGCGCUGUGAUGGAGACGAAGACUGCUUGAACGGCGAGGACGAGGCUGGCUGUGCAGAGAUAACAUGCAACGCCGAGGAGUUCCGCUGCGCGUCCGGCGAGUGCAUCCCGAGGGUCUUCGCUUGUGAUGGCGCCGAGGACUGCUUCGACUUGUCGGACGAACAGAACUGUACACAGGAGCUGAACUGCGGCGAAGACUCGUUCCCUUGCGGCACUCUGUGUCUACCGCGGGAGAGGAUCUGUGAUGGCACUGUAGACUGCAAGGACGGCACUGACGAGAAUAAUUGUGCAACUGAGACCGAAAUCCCAACGACGGAGCCAGUAACGACAAUGGAAACGACCCCGUUCACGACAGAAAUGAUUCAGGUGGAAUGUAUCGAGAACCAGUUCAAAUGCGCCCAGGAGAACCUGUGCAUUCUCGCUUCCUGGCGCUGUGACGGAGACGAGGACUGUGCCGAUGGGAGCGACGAGGCAGGCUGUACGGUUGUGUGCGAAGAAAACGAAUUCAUGUGCGCCUCAGGAGACAUGUGCGUCUUCAAAUCCUGGCAGUGUGAUAAGGAACCAGACUGCAGAGACCACAGUGACGAGGCUGACUGUGAAGAGACGGAAUGUGACGAAGAUGAGUUCAGAUGCGCAACAGGAGACAAGUGCAUCCUUUCAUCAUUUCGUUGUGAUACAGAUAAUGAUUGUGAUGAUGGCAGUGAUGAAGAGGACUGUGAUAAGAUUACCUGCAGAGAUGAUCAGUUUACUUGCAAAAGCGAUGGCACAUGCAUCCCCUUGGCCUGGAAGUGUGAUUCUGACAACGACUGUCUCGAUAACAGCGACGAGGAUCAGUGUGAGGAAGAAACCUGCAGAGAUGAUCAGUUUACUUGCAAAAGCGAUGGCACAUGCAUCCCCCUGGUCUGGAAGUGUGAUUCUGACAACGACUGUCUCGAUGACAGCGACGAGGAUCAGUGUGAGGAAGAAAAACAAUGUGGAAUCGACAAUUAUAAAUGCAGAGAUGACAGAUGCAUACCCUUGGACUGGGUCUGUGAUGGCGAGGAAGACUGUGACAGUGGUGACGAUGAAGAAAAAUGCAGCUCUCAACUCGAGUGUAAAGUAGGCGAAGUGUUGUGCGCAGGAAACUCCACUUGUCUGCCGAAGAGCAAGUGGUGUGAUGGUGCCAAGGACUGUGAGGACGGCAGCGACGAAGCGGACUGUGGUGUGAAGGUCAAUCCGAGGGAAAAAUGCAGAGACAACGAGCUAGUGUGCAAGUCAACGGGUUCCUGUAUAUCUUUCUUCGAUGUGUGUGAUGGCAUAAGCGACUGUGACGACGGCAGUGACGAGGACCAGUGCAUAGUAGGUGUUUGGAGCUGGUGCGGCUUGUUGGCGUGAAAAAAGGUUGAUGCUGCUGUCUGU
Penaeus chinensis is the source of this 2415-nucleotide messenger RNA. RefSeq names its product low-density lipoprotein receptor-related protein 1-like. Bases 136 to 2391 code for a protein of 751 amino acids. NCBI's taxonomy places the organism in Eukaryota, Metazoa, Arthropoda, Malacostraca, Decapoda, Penaeidae. The record is from RefSeq and is a predicted model, not a curated record. Gene Ontology annotation, molecular function: protein binding. The transcript has 20 exons. Gene Ontology annotation, cellular component: plasma membrane.